CGUCUACCAACAAACGAUCAACCAACAGCUGUGUUGAUGAAGAGUGCGUUGUUAUUGUGCGCGAGAUUGCGAUAGCGUUUAGGGCGAUACUUUUAUUCUUCAUUUGAUAGCGCAACAACCAUGUGGAACCGUGGCAGAAUCGUGAACCUAAUGCGAACGGUAUCUGGUGGCAGCUGUACCUGUCCAGCACAUUCGCGACCCGUCGCCGUCAACCUGCAGUCCGGAUCGGCUGAGAAUGAUACCGCGUUUGAAAUGUCUUCCUCGACGAUCCGCUACGGACCAGGGGUAACGCGCGAGCUAGGGCAUGAUUUGCAAAACCUGAACGCCAAACAUGUUUGCGUUGUAAGCGAUCGGAAUGUGCUACAGUUGGCCUCGGUGAAGACGGGACUCGAUUCAUUGAUCCGUGCCGGUAUUGAGACAGUGCUGUUCGAUCAAGUACGCGUGGAACCGACUAACGAAAGCCUACAGACAGCGAUCGAUUUCGCACGAUCACACCAGUUCGAUGCAUUCGUAGCGAUCGGUGGUGGUUCCGCGAUCGAUACCUGCAAGGUAGCGAACCUUUACAGUGCCGAUCGUGAAGCAGAAUUUCUCGACUAUGUAAACGCUCCGAUCGGUCAGGCAAAGGAGGUAACUGUCCCACUGAAACCGCUAAUCGCGGUACCAACCACAGCUGGAACGGGUUCGGAAACGACCGGUGUUGCGAUCUUCGACCAUAAACCACUACAUGCAAAGACGGGAAUUUCCAGCAAAGCACUUCGACCUAUUCUAGGGCUUGUCGAUCCACUGCACACACUGUCCCAGCCAGAAAAGGUGGCCGCAUACUGCGGAUUUGAUGUGUUCUGCCACGCGCUGGAAAGUUUCACCGCCAUACCAUACACUGAACGGGGACCGGCACCGUCCAACCCGAAGCUCAGACCACCGUACCAAGGUAGCAACCCCAUCUCGGACGUUUGGGCCCGGUUCGCAUUGCAAACCAUCAGUAAACAUUUCCGGCGUGCCGUGUUUCAUGCGGAUGAUCUUGAGGCACGAUCGCAGAUGCAUUUGGCAUCAACCAUGGCAGGGGUUGGGUUUGGCAAUGCGGGUGUGCAUCUGUGCCACGGUUUGUCAUACCCGAUUGCAGGCUUGGUGAAGCAAUUCGUACCACAAGGUUACACCGGUAGCCAUCCAAUCAUACCACACGGGCUGUCGGUAGUGAUGACGGCUCCGGCCGUGUUUCGGUUUACCGGAGCAAGCUGUCCAGAUAGGCAUUUAGAGGCGGCCAGCAUACUAGGAGCAGAUAUAUCCAAGAGCCACCGUAAGGAUGCAGGAGCCAUUCUUGCCGAUAUCGUACGCCGGUACAUGCACGAGCUAAACAUCGAAAAUGGUUUGUCGGCACUCGGAUUCAAUUACUCCGAUAUUCCAGCGCUCGUCAAAGGAACGCUACCGCAGGAACGUAUUACAAAACUAGCUCCCCGUGGCCAAUCGGAGGAGGAUCUUGCCGGGCUGUUCGAACAGUCGCUUACCGUGUACUAGAGGAAGCGGAAGCUGAAGGACGGAAGUCGUUGAUGGAGGAACGGUGUCACGAGUUCAUAUUUCUUAUCCCAACUCCUGAGGCGAAAGAAGCGUGGAAGUGCAAACCAGUUCGCAGCAGGCUGGCGUCCGUUUGAUGAAGGGUACUGUUUCACGCACGACACCGUGAAUGAUUUCUGCGUGCCAGCAUGAUGGCACAUGCCGACUGAUGUUUACGUGAAGUACACUCGCGUCAUACCCUUGCGGCAUCAAUUCACGGGUAAUGAUGAUACAUACAUCAGCUAAUGAUCGCACAUUUCUACACCCCCUUUGGUUUUGAGUAUGAUGCUGUUGUUUACUUAAGGAUGCUCUUGGUGGUUUGAAAGAUUUACACUUGCUGUUUUUACCCUUCGGGGAAGCGCGUUCGGAAGCAUUUCGGUCAUAUUUUUUUUCUCCUCCUUUUCCCACACACGGGUUCUACGCAGGUACCUCGUCAUAACAACAAAUUUUUGCAACCGCCAACGCUAUUUAGGAAGCAGACAGAUAGUUACAUUCGAACAAAUGAAGACAACUAAACAUCAGUGAGCCAUCUUAUAGUUCGGGGUUCGGUGGUACACAAUGAAAAAAGCGGCAUGCAGUAAAUUACGGCAAACGUAUUAAAUUUUACAGCAAAACAAUAUGGACGGGUGUAAUGUUUUCAGUUGUAUCAUAUACCGCACCUACAUUUUACAAUGAGACAAACAGAGAACUGUUGGAAAUAUCGUACCAUUCUCUCACACUAGAAUAGAUAUGCAGUAAGUGAUUUAUAGCAUACUUUCUUUUUUUAAUAAAUGGUAGCAGGCUUCA
Anopheles funestus (African malaria mosquito) is the source of this 2334-nucleotide messenger RNA. RefSeq names its product probable hydroxyacid-oxoacid transhydrogenase, mitochondrial (gene T3dh). Gene Ontology annotation, cellular component: mitochondrion. Gene Ontology annotation, molecular function: alcohol dehydrogenase (NAD+) activity; metal ion binding. NCBI's taxonomy places the organism in Eukaryota, Metazoa, Arthropoda, Insecta, Diptera, Culicidae. Bases 121 to 1512 code for a protein of 463 amino acids. The transcript has 4 exons. The record is from RefSeq and is a predicted model, not a curated record.